UUAAUAUAUAUUCUCUCGCAAGCUGAGAAGAUCCAGAGCUAAUUGUGUUGUGAGGCAGCAAUGGCUACACUUUUCAAACUCAUCUCCAUCUUCUUCAUCCUUCUCUCCGUCUUCACAACCCACGUCCUUUCUGCUUCAGACGAAUGUGGGAGCAAUUCCGGUGAGUGCAAUGACAAGGAGGGGGCGUUAACCCUCAAGAUUAUUGCAAUUUUCGCUAUUCUGGUAACUAGCAUGAUAGGUGUUUGCUUACCACUUGUAACACGUUCAAUCCCGGCUCUAAGUCCCGAUCGGAGCCCUUUUGUGAUCGUUAAGGCUUUUGCAGCCGGGAUCAUACUAGCCACCGGAUUCAUGCACGUGUUACCCGACUCUUUUGACAUGUUAUCGUCUACCUGCUUACCUGAAACUCCAUGGCACAAGUUCCCUUUUACGGGUUUUGUUGCUAUGUUGUCUGCUAUAGUGACUCUAAUGGUGGACUCAAUGGCCACUACUAUAUAUGGUCAGAAAAACAAUGUUGGGAUUAAAUCGGAGAGUGAAGUUGUCCGAGGAGACCAAGAAACGGGUGCCAUGAGGUUCGGAAAUUUACAUGGAUUCCACCACCAUGGCCACGGGCCGACCACGAGUGGAAGUGUAGACUCACAACUAUUACGUUAUCGUGUGAUUGCCAUGGUAUUGGAACUGGGAAUUGUUGUUCAUUCAGUGGUGAUAGGGCUCUCAAUGGGAGCUUCAAACAACACUUGCACCAUAAAACCACUUGUGGCUGCUCUAUGCUUCCAUCAAAUGUUUGAAGGAAUGGGUCUCGGUGGUUGCAUCCUCCAGGCGGAGUAUAAGUUGUUGAAGAAGGCAGCGAUGGUGUUCUUCUUCUCUGUAACAACUCCAUUUGGGAUAGCACUUGGGAUAGCAUUGUCAAACACAUACAAAGAAAAUAGUCCAAGCUCUUUGAUCACAGUUGGACUACUAAAUGCAUCAUCGGCUGGGCUUUUGAUCUACAUGGCUUUGGUGGAUCUUCUGUCUGCCGAUUUCAUGGGUCCAAAGUUGCAAGGUAGCAUCAAGCUUCAAAUCAAAUCCUACAUUGCAGUUCUUUUAGGUGCUGGUGGAAUGUCUUUAAUGGCCAAAUGGGCUUAAUUAUUUAUUAAUUCACAUAUAUGACAUCAUCACAUCAAUAAAUCUACUUUCAACUGUGUAAUCAAUGGCUGACGCCCAAAUAUGUUGUAAGGGGCAAAUAUAUUUUGGAGUGGGCUAGUACUACUAAUUUUUAUUUUUAUUUUUUAUACAUAUUUAUUAUUAUUAUUAUUUUUUUUUGUAGUGGUCUAAAAUUACCUAUAGUAAAAAUAAUAAUUUAUUUUUUUGGGGGGGUCUCAGGCCCCUUAUAUGCCCCCCCGGGAUCCGCAAUGUAAUUUUAUUACUGUAUUGUCAUAUUUCAACAAGCUAGUAAAAACGUUUCCAUGUUAAUUUAAAUGUCAAAUUUUCACACUUCAAUAAUUUCCGAAUUAUACAGUGGCACUAAAAUUGAUAAAUUUAGAAUUAAUAGUGGUCAUGCCAAGUGUUUUAGUCGAAUGAUACUUUCUCACAACUAGCAAUGGUUGAGGGUGAGUGGCCAUGCUUGUGGCAAAUGAGUUGAUUGUGGGUGACAUUUUUUUUUUUUUUUUCUUCCGAAAGAUCAAAGAAAGUUGAAGACACCAAAAAUGGACCGGGCCGAGCGCGAUCCAUAUUGCUAAGAACGGGUCGGGCAAGAGCAACCGCUCCAAACCAAG
Molecule: messenger RNA, 1751 nt
Organism: Cornus florida
Lineage: Eukaryota; Viridiplantae; Streptophyta; Magnoliopsida; Cornales; Cornaceae
Product: probable zinc transporter 10
Exons: 3
Coding region: 61-1122 (353 amino acids)
Biological process (GO): zinc ion transmembrane transport
Cellular component (GO): plasma membrane
Molecular function (GO): zinc ion transmembrane transporter activity
Source: RefSeq, a predicted model, not a curated record